Molecule: messenger RNA, 1375 nt
Organism: Fomitopsis serialis
Lineage: Eukaryota; Fungi; Basidiomycota; Agaricomycetes; Polyporales; Fomitopsidaceae
Exons: 5
Coding region: 122-1126 (334 amino acids)
Molecular function (GO): oxidoreductase activity
Source: RefSeq, a predicted model, not a curated record
CCCUCUCCUCGACGUCAUAAGUAACGUCUGGGCGAUGCGGCGAAGGGAUAUGUACCGUACGCCCUCCCACCACACACAACCGACUUUCCACUCAAGACUUUGACUACUAGAACUCCCACUCAUGAUGUAUCUCACAAGGCAACUUCUCCCCAGGAGUACCGUCUGUGCACGACCAGGCAUCGCGGUGUUCAAGUCCGAGUGGACGAUGUUGCCAACGCGUCGACUCCCACACGCAUCGCGAUCAUUGCAGGACACCGGGGCCACAGCGAAAUCGCCAUCAGUCCCGGGACUGGUCAACUCCAACCUCAUGUUCUACUCUCCACCGCCAGACGGCUCCGCCCCGUACACGCUGGUGAACAUGGACGAGGCUGGGCGGAUGGGCAAUUGGGUGCCAGAAGAGCGCGAGGUGGAGAUACAGGACAUCCGGGGGCGCGAAAACUCCGUGAAGCUCGACACCGCGGGCUUCCAGUUCUACACGGGCGCACCUGACCAUACCUCCUUCACCGAUGAGCGGGAGAUCAGGGAGAAGUACUACACGGAGAGCGUAGCCCUCAUCAAGCUCUUGACAGGAGCUAGUCGCGUCGUGCCCUUCGACCACACCAUACGCCGCCGCCGCCCCGGAGAACGCGACGACGCGCCGACCAAGCGCCAGCCCGUCCCGCAAGUGCACGUCGACCAGACCCCGCAGUCCGCCGUCGAGCGCGUGCACCGACACCUCCCGUCCACGGACGUCCCGGCUCUCCUCCAGAAGCGCUUCCAGAUCCUGAAUCUGUGGCGCCCGCUGGACCAUCCCGCCCUCGACUGGCCGCUCGCGCUCUGCGACUUCCGGAGCAUCGAUCGUGCGAAGGAUAUCGUGCCCGUGGCGCUGCGCUACCCGGACAGGGAGGGCCAGACGUACGGCGUGCGGUACUCGCCCCAGCAGAAGUGGAGCUAUUUGAGGAAGAUGAGGCCGGACGAGUUUGUUUUGAUCAAAUGCUUCGACUCGGAGGACGAUGGGAAUACGGCGCUGUUCACUCCGCACACUGCGUUCAACGACCCGAGCACUCCGAAAGAUGCGCCGUUCAGGGAGUCGAUUGAGCUCAGGAUGUUAGUGUUCUACGAAGCGGGUCAUACCCCAUCGGUGUAAUGCCUACUGUGCGGACUCAACGCCAGUCCAUUUGUUUGGGCUUCUCCGGCUCAUUGGGACCCAGGUACGUUGUAUCGUCUCCGGUUUAGGACGCAGCGACGUACAUCAUACGUACUCCGCAUGUAGCGCAUUUAUCAUGAUGCGGAUCGCCACCACGGCGUCCCAGCUCUCAUCUGUGCGGAGGCAUAGUACACAAAAGCAAAGCCUCUCACUGGUUCAUGGCGAGACUCGUAAGUACGUUCAGGUAUC